CGCUGUUCGCUGCGGCUACUGGCCUUGCCUCAUAUGUUGAUGCCUCAUGGUUAUUAAAAAGCCUGAACGGCUGCUUCGCCCAGAUGAACACAUCGCCCUCAUGCAGAGUGGGAAAAGCCACACGACCGCGAAAUAUACAAUCAGACUGUUGAUUUUAUCUUAAUCUUCUCCGUAUCCUUGUUGCCGAUCAGUGAUUUCUGCGUAACCACGGAAGAAAAAUGUUUAAAUUCUUGAAGGAGGUGGUGGGUGGAUCUGGCAGCGGACUCAAAGAUCUCCCUUAUAAUAUCGGCCAACCUUACCCUUCUUCUUGGGGAUCUUGGACUCACUAUCGCGGCACCUCCAAGGACGAUGGAUCUCCAGUUUCAAUCUUUUCUCUAUCUGGGGUUAAUGCUCAAGAUGGAUAUCUAGCAGCUGGUCGAAAUGGUGUUAAGCGUCUCCGGACAGUCAGGCAUCCAAAUAUUUUGUCAUUUCUUCAUAGUACUGAGACUGAAACUUCUGAUGGUGCUUCUUCCAAGGUUACAAUCUAUAUUGUUACAGAGCCUGUCAUGCCACUUUCAGAAAAGAUUAAGGAGUUAGGACUAGAAGGUACACAAAGGGACGAAUAUUAUGCUUGGGGGCUGCACCAAAUAGCCAAGGCUGUGAGCUUCUUAAAUAAUGAUUGCAAACUUGUUCAUGGUAAUGUUUGCUUGGCUAGUGUUGUGGUCACACAAACUUUGGACUGGAAACUCCAUGCUUUUGAUGUUCUUUCAGAAUUUGAUGGAAGCAAUGAAGCUUCUGCUGGGCAAAUGCUGCAGUAUGCAUGGCUUGUUGGAUCACAAUACAAACCAAUGGAGUUGGCAAAGUCUGACUGGGCUGCAAUCAGAAAGUCUCCUCCAUGGGCCAUUGAUUCUUGGGGCAUGGGUUGUCUUAUCUAUGAGCUAUUCUCGGGUGUCAGUUUGGGUAAAACAGAGGAGUUACGCAACACUGCCUCCAUUCCCAAGUCUCUGCUUCCAGAUUACCAGCGCCUAUUGAGUUCCAUGCCAUCUCGUAGAUUAAAUACAUCAAAGCUUAUAGAAAACAGUGAAUAUUUUCAAAAUAAGUUGGUAGAUACAAUACAUUUCAUGGAAAUUCUUAGCUUGAAAGAUAGUGUUGAGAAAGACACCUUCUUUCGCAAGCUUCCAAGUUUAGCAGAGCAGCUACCUCGCCAGAUUGUGUUGAAGAAGUUGCUACCUUUGUUGGCUUCUGCUCUUGAAUUUGGUUCAGCUGUUGCCCAUGCUUUGACAGCAUUGUUGAAAAUGGGUUCCUGGCUUUCAGUUGAGGAGUUUAGUGUCAAGGUGCUUCCGACUAUCGUAAAACUCUUUGCCUCCAAUGACCGAGCUAUUCGAGUUGCUCUUCUUCAACAUAUUGAUCAAUUUGGUGAGUCCUUAUCAGCACAGGUUGUUGAUGAGCAGGUUUAUCCUCAUGUUGCUACUGGGUUCUCUGACACGUCUGCUUUUCUGAGGGAACUUACACUUAAGGCCAUGCUUAUAUUAGCUCCAAAGCUGUCUCAAAGGACCAUCUCAGGGUCCUUGCUGAAAUACCUGUCUAAGUUACAGGUUGAUGAAGAACCAGCAAUUCGAACAAAUACAACCAUCUUGCUAGGAAAUAUUGCAAGCUACCUAAAUGAAGGGACUAGAAAAAGAGUUUUGAUUAAUGCAUUUACUGUCCGGGCUUUACGGGAUACUUUCCCCCCUGCUAGAGGAGCAGGCGUAAUGGCUUUAAGUGCCACCAGCUCCUAUUAUGAUAUACCUGAAAUUGCAACCCGGAUACUUCCUAAUGUUGUCGUACUUACAAUUGAUCCUGACAGUGAUGUUCGAUCCAAAGCAUUUCAAGCCGUUGAUCAAUUUUUGCAGAUAGUGAAGCAAUGUUACGAUAAGACAAAUACAGCAGAUACUACUGGAGCUGUUGGCAUGGGAAUUUCAUCAGCUCCAGGAAAUGCUAGUUUGCUUGGAUGGGCUAUGAGCUCCUUGACCCUUAAGGGCAAACCUUCUGACCAUGCUCCUCUUGCUUCUGCAAGUACCAGCACAGUUGCAUCAACAUCUUCCAAUUCCAGUUCAAGUGUGGACCCCCCAUCAACAGCACCAGUCCGUGUAAGAUCUACCUCUGAUUUGGCUGAAACUGCUGUCCCUGCAUCCCCUACAUCAACAGAUGGUUGGGGAGAACUGGAGAAUGGAAUUGAAGACCAUGAAAAUGACAAGGAUGGUUGGGACGAUCUGGAACCACUUGAUGAGCCGAAGCCAUCUUCAGCUCUUUCAAACAUUCAAGCAGCUCAAAGGCGGCCAGUCUCUCAACCUGUUUCGCAGGCAAAGCAUGCCUCAAUUAUGCGACCAAAAAGUGCGACAAAGUUGAGCAAGGAUGAGGAUGAUGAUUUGUGGGGUUCAAUAGCAGUGCCUGCUCCUAAAACAUCAAAUCCUGCAGACGUGAAAUCAACUGCUAUUGAUGAUGAUGAUCCCUGGGCCGCCAUUGCUGCACCAGCACCCACUACUAAAGCGAAGCCCUUAUUGGCUAGCAGAGGUCGGGGAGUGAAACCUAGCGCUCCAAAAUUAGGUGCGCACAGAAUAAACCGGACAUCAUCUGGGAUGUAAAACGAGUAGCCAGAGAAAAGGAACGAGUAAAGAUUAUGCGGAUGUUGAUCUAUUUCUUCUGGGGGCCGUUAUUUUUAUUAAAAUACAAGAAUCCAUGUGCUUAUGAUAUAUCAAUUACAUUGACAUAGUUGAUAAUUGAUUUGUAAUAUUAUUCUUUGAUAUGCCCUGGUUUUUGUUCCGUGGGGGAAUUUUUAUGGCAGGUCCUGUUUCACGACGAGAUUAUAUGCUUGCUGUAUGUCAAUUUUGUGUAAUGUAAUUAGUUUCUUCUUUCAUUAUACGGUAA
Molecule: messenger RNA, 2886 nt
Organism: Prosopis cineraria
Lineage: Eukaryota; Viridiplantae; Streptophyta; Magnoliopsida; Fabales; Fabaceae
Exons: 21
Coding region: 219-2603 (794 amino acids)
Biological process (GO): protein phosphorylation
Molecular function (GO): ATP binding; protein kinase activity
Source: RefSeq, a predicted model, not a curated record